AUGGCGUGCGCCUCUGACGAUCCGCAAGGGGGGUUAUUCCGCGACAGAAAUAACACUGAUCCCGCGCUCAUGCCAGGCAUCGUCCCGCAGCCCAUCUUAGCCACCGAGAAAGGAAACCACUUCAUAUUUGAUAAAGAGUUUUGGAACAAGCGAGUACGGUACGGAUCUCUUUACAACAGGGGCUGGAUUUUCCAGGAACGCCUUCUCGCCCCACGAGUCCUCUAUUUCGCUGAAGAUCAGGUCAUGUGGGAAUGUCUGUGCGAAACCAAGUGUGAAAGCUUCCCCGAGGGCAUCCCAUACAACAGAUCUCUCAAGAAGCUCGACGUGUUAUGGCAUGAGAACAACCCGGAUGAUAACAGCGUCCAGAGAGAUAUGAUCUUACUUACAGCCUGGAAUAAGCUUGUUAAAGAGUAUUCGCAAUGCACCUUUACCGUUGCUAGCGACAAGCUACCCGCAUUUUCAGGGGUAUCCCGAUUAUUCGAAGAUGUCUCCAGUGAUGAGUAUUUGGCUGGGCUUUGGAAAUCUCAUUUACUUGAACAACUAGACUGGCGCGUCCUGUUGCCGGUUCGACGCGUCUCGUCUAA
Clonostachys rhizophaga is the source of this 584-nucleotide messenger RNA. Lineage: Eukaryota; Fungi; Ascomycota; Sordariomycetes; Hypocreales; Bionectriaceae. The record is from the annotation of a GenBank genome assembly.